GUGUUUUCUCAGUGCUGUCGUUCGUGCCCUCGGCGGGCCGCGCUGCGGGCUCCCCACUAACUGUGUGCGUUUCCUCCAGAUCCCGACACAGCCGCCGUCCCUCGCUCGGGAGAGCAGGCAUGGGCAGAAGACCGUGGGCAAGAAUCCCCCUUUCCCAGCGGGUUUCCUCAGCAGCUUGGAGUGUGAUUAGCAAGCCAAGGCUGUUGGAUUUAUUUAAACACCCUGCCUCUCAUUGAUUAAGAAAUGAAUGGCAGAAAUCACUCAAAGGAGCAGCUCCAGUUUAGCGGAUUGAUUUACUCGCAGUAUUGGUAAAUAUGAUCACGUGGGCUCCGCAACCAAUGGUUGAGGGUUGCAGUCUGCAAAAUACUACGAUUGUUCUCCGGGAGGGUAUCAUAUACAGUUAACAGUGUAACCUUUUAUAUGACUAAGAGGGGAGCCUAAAAUGUCGUCUAGUGGCACGAUAAGUAACUAUUAUGUCGAUUCUCUCAUAGGCCAUGAAAGCGAAGAAGUUUACGGGAGUAGAUUCGUCCAGGGAGGUCACAGUGCGACCUCCAGGCCAUCAGGUGUUGCAGAGAGUUCAGAUUUUUCCUCCUGUAGCUUUGCACCAAAAUCCACCGUGUUCUCCACCUCCUGGUCCACGGUUCACCCUCAGCCGUCUGCGGCAAUGACCGGGAUCUACCAUCCCUACAUGCACCAGCCCCACUUAGGGGCAGCCGACGCCGGCCGCUACGUGCGCUCCUGGAUUGAGCCCUUCCCGGGCUUCCCGGGCGGCGGCGGCAGCGGAGGCGGCAGCGGCGGCUCCGCGUCCAGCUCCGGCUCCUCCAACGGGCGCCACUACGGAAUAAAGCCGGAGACGGGAGCAGCCGCCUCCUCGUCUUCUUCCUCCUCCUCCUCUUCCUCCAAAAGGACUGAGUGCUCCUCGUCCCGGGAGUCCCAGGGGAUCGGUGUGCCCGAAUACACGUGCAGCUCCUUCCUCCAGGAGCCCCGGGAGAAGGCUGCUGCCGGCAGCUCCAAGGACCCCUCCGCCUGCAGCCACAACCCCAGCCCGAGCAGCGAUUUGAAGGAGGAGAAACAGCAGCAACUUGACCCAAAUAACCCUGCAGCAAACUGGAUCCAUGCUCGUUCAACGAGGAAAAAGCGUUGUCCCUACACAAAGUAUCAAACUCUGGAACUGGAAAAGGAAUUUCUCUUUAACAUGUACCUCACCCGAGACCGCCGUUACGAAGUAGCUAGGAUUUUAAAUCUCACAGAGAGACAGGUCAAAAUCUGGUUUCAGAACAGAAGAAUGAAAAUGAAAAAGAUGAACAAGGAGAAAAGCAAUAAAGGAGACUAAAGCUGGUGUAGAAACGCAGUUGGGGAACACUGAUUUAGUUUUCAGUUUUGGGGUUUGGGGUUUUGUUUUGGCUUUUUGGUUGCUGGGGUUCUUUUUGUUCGGUUUUAUCCUUCUUCUGCCCCCUCAGCCCCCCCACAGGUUUCUCCUCCUCCCGCGUUCCCCUACCCCAAGAACUUUAAAUCAAUCUG
This is a messenger RNA of Apus apus (common swift), 1521 nucleotides long. RefSeq names its product homeobox D9 (gene HOXD9). The transcript has 4 exons. The coding region runs from base 443 to 1333 and encodes 296 amino acids. Gene Ontology annotation, biological process: DNA-templated transcription; anterior/posterior pattern specification; proximal/distal pattern formation. NCBI's taxonomy places the organism in Eukaryota, Metazoa, Chordata, Aves, Apodiformes, Apodidae. Gene Ontology annotation, molecular function: DNA-binding transcription factor activity, RNA polymerase II-specific; RNA polymerase II cis-regulatory region sequence-specific DNA binding. Gene Ontology annotation, cellular component: nucleus. The record is from RefSeq and is a predicted model, not a curated record.